Molecule: messenger RNA, 699 nt
Organism: Lactuca saligna
Lineage: Eukaryota; Viridiplantae; Streptophyta; Magnoliopsida; Asterales; Asteraceae
Source: the annotation of a GenBank genome assembly
AUGGUGUUUUCGAGAAAAAUUUGCAACCGUGCAGGACUUGGGAAAAUGAUAUGGUCACAAGCUAGCAAACACAGUCAUGUCAUUCAAGAGGAAGUGGUCAAUCAUGAAAUUGAAACUCAAGAAGAAGUGAUCACUAGUGCAGUUAAAACUGAAGAACCAGCGGGAACUUACCAUAUAGAGGAACCAAGUUGCCAAGCUGAUGAUGGAGCUAAUAUUGUAACAAUUGGUGACUUUGAACCAUUUGUAGAGGAUUAUUCACUUUAUGUUGAUUAUGAUGUUGAGUUUAAUGUUCAAACUUCAUGUGAACAACAACCAGAAGUGGGUUAUCUAGAGGGUAUGGUGAGUGAUGAUAGUGGAGAGGCUUUCUAUUCUGAGAGUGGACAUGGUUCUGAGGGUAGUGGAGAUGAUUUUGAUGAUAGUGAAUACAAUGUGGAUGAGUCUAACAUACAAAUUGAUGUAGAUGUAGACAUGAGUGAAUUCCAUAAUGUUGUUGAUGUAGAUGAACAUGGAAUCUUAAACAACCAUUCAACAUUUGAAGGGAAUGACAUGGUUAAUGAUGAGUUGGAAGUUACCGCGAUUGAUGAUUAUCAAUUUGUGGGAUUUCAUGAAGAUGAUAGGAAGAGACUGCUAAAAGAGUUGAGUAAGUCAAGCAGAUGCUCACAUGGAGAGGUUCAUGUAAAACCAUUUCAGAUUGGCUAG